Messenger RNA from Camelina sativa (false flax), 1832 nucleotides. The record is from RefSeq and is a predicted model, not a curated record. Lineage: Eukaryota; Viridiplantae; Streptophyta; Magnoliopsida; Brassicales; Brassicaceae.
UCUUCAGUCAUCGUCACUUUACUCAACACUGCCGAAGUCAAAAAAAAAUUUGAAAUUCAAAACGCGAUUCUGAUAUCGGAGAUGGCGGAGAAGAAGAGAUGGAUAGCGAUGUAUACGAAACACAUCAAGCAGAAGCGUAAGGUCUAUCACGACGGCUUCCUGGAUUUGCAUUUCACCAGACGCAAGUGAAGAAUAUGAUGAAGAACUGUGUCCAAAACGACACAGCUUUGCAAAAAGGAUUAUUGGGACCAAGGCCCAACACUCUUCCUAAGCCCACAUCUACUCAACGGAUACCUGCAAAACACGACAAAGAACGAAGGAAGACGUCACCUGCAGAUUGUACGGCAUUGCCAACCAAGAACCAAUUUGCCGUCCUUGAACCAUGUGAUGAUAGUGACGCCACGUAACAAUGAUUGGAAGAACCUAGAACCUAGGUUAAGACUCUAGUACCCCUUGUAUCCUUAUGUAUAAAAGGAACAAGAUGUUGUAUCAAAACCAAUAAAUGGAAUAAGAAUAGAAUCAUUCUUUCUUCUCUCUGUUUCUCUGUUUAUUUCUUCAUAUGAUACAAAGCUACACUUAACGCAAAUGAUGCUUUGAUUUGUUUUCCACUUUUGAUUGUUUUAUUGAAUAUCAUGAGCUUUUUGUAAUUGCUUUUGUUUUUUUUUUGGAUUCUGAAACAAAUUCUGAAAAUUGGGUUGAGUGAUUUUGGCAGAUCUGAAGCUUACUUGCUUCUUUGCACAAGAACAAUUGUGGACCAGUAAAUUUGGUAUUUGGAUUAGUGAUUAUUGUGAUUUCAAUAUGGUGAUGCUUUAUGAUGAGGCGGAUAAUCUACUUGAAAGCAGGAUGCUAAAAGCAGGGGAAGUUGUGGAUACAGGUGAAACACUCACGUUUCAAGCAUACCUUGUGGAUAUAGGCGAUCCUAAGGAUGGAAGUAAGGCUUCAAUUGAUAUAAAGGUCGAACCAAGUGAUCAAGGCUCUGCGCGCAAAUCAUUUGCAGUCCUCAGGCCAAAUUUCAAGAAAAGUUCCCUUCAUGGUGAUGAGAAAAAACCUAACCUUGUGAAUAAAUUUUCUUCAAAAAGUCUCAGUCCAUCUCACAAUAUGAUUAGAGUAUUCAAAAAGAGAGAACUGCAUAAGUAUGGGGCACUGACUCCAGACAUUAUGAAGUCAACAACAAAAGGCACUGUACCUCUUGGCUCAGCUGUUAAAGAAAACAGUAGCCACCCCUUGAUCAACUCUCCUUGUGAUGGUAAGAUGUGGGAAAUUUACUUACCACAUCUUUUUUUCUUACAUAAUUGUGGAAGGUCCGCUGUAGAUUCAAGGUUGGAGAAUGAUAAGUUAAGCAAAGACAAGCCUUUACGUGAUGUUAAUCAGAUACUCUCCAUUCUUCAGAGACGGAAUGUUACAGAGACAUGUUCUGAUAAUAACCCGCAAACAUCAGCGCUUUUAACACCUCCAGAAUCUGAUACCCGCCAAAGCCACAAGAUGGAGUCUGUUUUAACGAAAGCAUCUAGGGAAGAAGUAAUGGUGCAAGAAACCUCAUCGGCCAGCACAAGAGGUUGCUUAAUGAGUGAUCCUCCGAGUUUUGACCUCGGAAUCUAAACAGACCCCUCAAGAUAUCAUUUUACAUAAAUAGCUAACUCGUUUUUUUUCAUUUUACCUCAAAGUCCUUCACGAACUAUAGUUUCACCUAAUAUGUAGUUUUAUACUCUAAGUUGGGUGAAAAUCAAAACUGGUAACUAGUAAGUAUGUACCCUGAGUAUCAAGAAAGAUUUGAAAAUUUGUUGGUGUACGUUUAUUAGGUAAAAACUAUAAUAGUGAAGUCUUUUGUAAUU